UCUCACAGCCGCUGUCUGGAUGUCCAUGAAAGGCAGAGGAUCCAAAUACGAGAAAAGAGUGUCGUUUUCUGAGGAUGAAGAUGAGCAGUGCUGGAAAGAGGAGAACGGCGGUGUGGACGCACAUCACCUGAAAUCCGUCAAGACGGUCAGCGAUUCAUCUGGAUAUUACCGGUACAACAUGAAAUCUUCGGAUACGUUCCCCCAUCGCAGGAUGACCCUACCACGAGAAAAGGGCCGACGACAGGCGGUUCGCGGACCGGCGUUCAUGUUCAACACCCGUGGCAGCAGCCUCACGGCGGAGGAAGAACGCUUUUUGGACGCGGCGGAGUACGGCAACAUCCCGGUGGUCCGUAAAAUGCUGGAAGAAUCACCCACACUCAACGUGAACUGUGUCGACUAUAUGGGACAGAACGGGCUACAGCUGGCCGUCGGCAACGAACACCUGGAGGUCACCGAGCUGCUCCUGCAGAGAGACAACCUGGCCCGUGUCGGGGAUGCGCUUCUGCUGGCGAUUUCCAAAGGUUACAUGCGUAUUGUGGAGGCCCUGCUGGCACAUCCGUCCUUUGCGGGCGGCGAACGACUCACCCGCAGCCCCUGCGAGUUGCAAGACGACGACUUUUACUCGUACGACGAGGACGGCACACGGUUCUCACCCGAUAUCACGCCUAUCAUCCUGGCCGCCCACUGCCAGAAAUACGAGGUCGUGCACAUGCUCCUGAUGAAGGGCGCCAGGAUCGAGCGGCCUCACGACUACUUCUGCAAAUGCGCUGACUGCACGGAGAAGCAGAGGAAGGACUCGUUCAGCCACUCGCGGUCCAGGAUAAAUGCGUACCGUGGACUGGCCAGUCCGGCUUAUCUCUCUCUGUCCAGCGAAGACCCCGUACUGACCGCGCUAGAGCUGAGCAAUGAGCUCACCAAACUCGCCAACAUCGAAAAAGAAUUUAAGGAUAAAAAGAACCGUAAUAAAGAGACAUCGCAGCACAAUGGCUUCUUUCUGAAUGACUACAGGAAGCUAUCUAUGCAGUGUAAAGACUUUGUAGUUGGCGUUUUGGAUCUGUGCAGGGACACGGAGGAGGUGGAGGCCAUCUUGAAUGGAGAUAUAUCCGCCGAGCUCGAAGAAGGCCAGCAUCAUCGCUCCCUGCUCAGUCGUGUCAAACUGGCCAUUAAAUACGAGGUUAAGAAGACAGAUAUAAAGCUGUGCACCCUGAUCAGAUUGGAGCUUCGCCAGGCUGUUGAGGAAGCUCAUGCAUGUAACCUGAGAGGAAGACACCUCAGGAACCUUUUCAAGGGUCUGUCACCGCUGUUUGGAUUCCCUCCAAGCCACACUCAUUUACUCACCGCAGAGGAUCAGAUGGUUCUCGCUGUAGCUCUAGGGCAGCUCUUUAUUAAUGACAGGAGAGAAAGGGCUGCCACGGGCUGCAGAUGCUGCACUUAUGAUGAUCGUGGAGAAGACAUGCACAGUUUAGUGAAUUACAAUAAUGUCUGUGAUGCUUCUCUGGGGAUUUCAACUGUUCAGGCUCAGUUAGACAGAUUUGUGGCUCAUCCUAACUGCCAGCAGCAGUUGCUGACGAUCUGGUAUGAGAAUCUGUCUGGUCUUCGGGAGCAAACCACUGCAGUCAAGUGUCUGGUGGUUUUGGUGGUGGCGCUGGGACUCCCUCUGCUAGCUGUGGGGUAUUGGUUUGCCCCGUGCAGUAAGCUUGGUAAAAUACUACGCAGUCCUUUUAUGAAGUUUGUUGCUCAUGCGGCCUCCUUUAUCAUCUUCCUGUGUCUGCUGGUGUUCAAUGCGUCCGAUCGGUUUGAUGGCAUCACCACCCUUCCCAACGUCACCGUCACCGACUACCCACUCCAGAUCUUCAGAGUCAAGACCACACAAUUCACCUGGACAGAAAUACUGAUCAUGGUCUGGGUAGCAGGAAUGAUGUGGUCGGAGUGUAAGGAGCUCUGGACGGAGGGUCCGAGGGAAUAUGUCAUGCAGCUCUGGAAUGUGCUGGAUUUCGGCAUGCUCUCCAUCUUCAUUGCGGCAUUCACCGCCCGUUUUUUCGCCUUCCUGCAGGCCAUGAAAGCCCAGAAGUAUGUGGAUGAGAAGAUCCAUGCUCCAGACCUCUCAAUGGUCACGCUGCCGCCGGACAUCAAAUAUUUCACAUACGCGAGAGACAAGUGGCUUCCAUCGGAUCCUCAGCUGAUCUCUGAGGGUCUGUACGCCAUUGCUGUGGUCCUGAGCUUCUCUCGCAUCGCCUACAUCCUGCCGGCUAACGAGAGCUUCGGGCCGCUGCAGAUCUCACUGGGACGAACAGUGAAGGACAUCUUCAAGUUCAUGGUCCUCUUCAUCAUGGUCUUCCUCGCAUUCAUGAUUGGCAUGUUCAUCCUCUACUCCUACUACCUGGGGGCAAAGGUUAACCCCGCCUUCACCACGGUUGAGGAAAGCUUUAAAACUCUCUUUUGGUCCAUAUUCGGCCUGUCUGAGGUGUCUUCUGUGGUGUUGAAAUAUGAUCAUAAAUUUAUCGAAAACAUCGGCUACGUGCUGUACGGGAUCUACAAUGUUACCAUGGUGGUGGUUCUGCUCAACAUGCUUAUUGCCAUGAUAAACAGCUCAUACCAGGAAAUAGAGGAUGAUGCAGAUGUGGAGUGGAAGUUUGCUCGGUCUAAACUCUGGCUCUCAUAUUUUGACAACGGCAAGACUCUCCCGCCUCCAUUCAGCAUCGUCCCCAGUCCGAAGUCCUUCUAUCUGUGUAUCAAGAGACUGAUCAACCUGCUCCGGUGUCGCCGGCGCCGCCUAAAAAAAGACGUGGAGCUGGGCAUGGACAACUCGAAGUCCAGGCUGAACCUCUUCACCCAGUCGAGCAUGAGGAUGCCGGACUCUCACAGCUUCAACAGCAUCCUAAAUCAACCCACACGCUAUCAGCAAAUUAUGAAGCGUCUCAUCAAACGCUAUGUACUGAAAGCACAAGUGGACAAAGAAAAUGAUGAAGUGAAUGAAGGGGAGCUGAAGGAGAUCAAGCAGGAUAUUUCCAGUCUGCGAUAUGAACUGCUAGAGGAGAAAUCUCAGGCCACAGAAGAGCUCUCACUCCUCAUACAGAAACUCAGUGACAAACUCAACCCUUCUGUCCAUCCGCACAGAGCCAAUGAAGGGUGAAGUCAUUCUUUAUGUUAAAUACUUUAUUACAUUUCAAUUUUAAUAUGCAGAACAUCUGCCAUUGUUCUAAGUUUUGUCUGAAUAAUGGCAGAUGAAGGCAU
This is a messenger RNA of Sinocyclocheilus grahami, 3234 nucleotides long. It is a transcript of the gene trpc3, whose product is annotated as transient receptor potential cation channel, subfamily C, member 3. Gene Ontology annotation, cellular component: plasma membrane; cation channel complex. NCBI's taxonomy places the organism in Eukaryota, Metazoa, Chordata, Actinopteri, Cypriniformes, Cyprinidae. Gene Ontology annotation, molecular function: inositol 1,4,5 trisphosphate binding; store-operated calcium channel activity; protein binding. The record is from RefSeq and is a predicted model, not a curated record. The coding region runs from base 20 to 3133 and encodes 1037 amino acids. The transcript is spliced from 15 exons. Gene Ontology annotation, biological process: regulation of cytosolic calcium ion concentration; calcium ion transmembrane transport; single fertilization.